AUGUGACUUCUGACGUUUCAGCCGAGUCCUGCUAAAAAGAAUUUGAGGGAAUGAUCCCGCUGCUCACCAAGGGGAUCCACGGAGGCUUCCUGACGUCCGCUUUGAGGAAGUCUGAAAGUUAGCCCGUCUGCCGACUGACUUUUUGUACCCGAAGACUGAGUCGUAAUGUCUGGCGACGCGGAGAGGCGAGAGGUAAAGUUAUUGAUUUGUUCGAACAUCCGACUGUGUUCGUGUGAGUGUGCUGCAACUUUGAAAGGCUUACUUUUUAUUGUACACACUGUUUUGCGCUUCUCAUUGUGGUUUUUGACUAGUUACCCUGAACUACAGUCGGUCUUAGUCGAUGCAGAAACUACUUUGGUGCUUUGACAGAAUCGACUUUGUCCUGUUUAUGUGUCACAUUUUGUAACUUCCUCUGUGAAGGCAAAGUUUUAUAUGAGUCUACACUGCAGCGGGGUUACUGUGUUUAACUGUGUUUCCAAUGGAGCCUGUAAUUAAAUGUUGCUGAAAAACUAACGUGAACAUUUUUACAUUAAUUAACAGUAAGCUACAUAAGCUCAUAAUUGUGUAGCUUGAGAAGGAAAAGGCAAAUAGAGCUUGUAAUUGUGUGUAUGCGAGGGCAGUAAGCAACAGUGUCGUUUGGAGUCUAAGUUCCUAUAGAAUCAUUAUAGUGACACCAUGGGGGAUUAUAAAUAGCAAUGCCAUAAACAGGGAUGUCUCUUGAAAUAAAUCCACAGACAUUACUGGCAUAUUUGGUGGUUUAACAACCCAUUAAUUUAGUGAGGGGCUUUUAAUUUAUGGCAAAGAAUCCACAUUAUUAAUAUUACUCUAAAAGACCUACUCUAAUCAAAACAAUAAAAUAUGCAUCUUACUAUUGUUUCAAGAGAAAUCCUGAUUUUGGUCCUUUUUUUUGUCAUUUUCUUGCAUAAUUAGUUGCACUGUUGAUAUUGUUUGCUCCUGAAUUCUCAGUAGGAUGUAUAACAAAAGAGGAGUGGCAGGAAAGUAAUCCAAGAUUUAGUCAGUUACACUUUUUCAAUGUAAUCUUGAGAGUCUUGCAAUAUAUCAUAAACAUGCAUGUGUACGAAUAACAGCUCUUAACAGCAUCUCCAUAAGGAAUUGACUAUUUGGAGUGUGUCAGGUGUUAAAUACAAAGAUCAUACCACCCAUUAAAAAUACUUGCAUAGACUUUCAUUUCAGUUUUUACAUUGUGUGAGCCCCCUCCACUGCUUCAAGAAAUGUAUGGUAAAAUGUAAUUGCUAGUUUGGCUGAACUAUGCCUGAGGCCCUUAAAGCAGGAGUGUAUAGACUCCAUCAGCUUUGCUGCAGUACUGGAUGUCUUUGACUGUUCACGUAAACUUAGAAGGAAAUAAUGUCAUGACUUUAUGUACUAAACUAUUGCCAGAGUGUAAGGGUAGUUGACGUCUGCUCCCUCCGUCUCUUCUAACCCCCCUCCCUCUCUGGCUGUGACUCAUGUGGGUGUAGGGCUGAAAUAGUUUGGUGUAGUUUUACAUUCCUUAUAUAGCCUCUGAGGAGAGGCUAGGGCUUGCCUGUGUCACACACACACACACAUACACACACAUACACACACAGUGUUGGGGGGGGGCAGGGUUUGCCAACAGAGAGAGAAUCUGCUUGCCCCAGCUUACCUUCUCUUUAGCUUUCUCCCAGUGUUUUGCCUAUCGGCUGUCCCUUGAGGACAAGGUAGGUUUGCAUUGUAGAAUCUUGGGUAGCUAACCGUAUGUCACAGAGCGUAUUGACACCCGGUAAAGUUGAGGGGGAGGAGGAGGAGGAGGAAGAAGAGGAAGGGCUUGGUUAGGGGUGCAGGUAGAGAGGUCAGUGGUACAGCCAUAAAUAAGAGUGACAUAGCCCUGCGUUUCAGGUUGCUUUUGGUUCUUAAAAUUACCUGUUCAGUGAGGUAUUCAGUGUCAAUUAUAACCCCUAAUGAUGUUUUUUUACUGUCAUUUUUAUUGUUAACCUGCACAUUUUUAGCUAUGUGAAAUAUGAAAGGUCAAUUAAAGUUUGUUUGUUGUGAGUAAGUAAGCCUGUGUUCAGUUAUAGCUUUGCAAUUACUUAAAUACAGUCGAGCUGGCUUUUACUAACUUUAAAAUUAAGAGGUAAAGUGUUGAGUAUUGCCUCCGUCUUUAUUGUGCAGUAGAUUCAUAGCGACAUUUCCGUAGUACUCAUUUGCAUUCGUUUUGUUACACUCUCCAUAAAAAUGCUCCUCUCAGAUUACAAUGCAACAGAUAGCAGCUUAUUCAUUUGUGUGUUGAUAAAUGUAGGAAUGUCUCAUCCAAGCAGCAGCAGCAGCAGCAGCCGCUCUGGUAUUUUAUCAUCUUAAAAGUUUUGUAAACAGCCUCAUUCUUCCACUUUAAUUGAUUAUCCAAAAAUGCAUAUUUAACAAGGCAGUGUGACAUGGAUUUUAUUAGAAGAGGACUCCUUGAGAAUUAAGAGGCGAUGUUCUCUGGAAGAAAACACCAAUAAGUGUCGGUUUCUGUGUAGAUUGUGGAAACAUAUGCGAAGUCCAGCAGCUAUAAGCUUUUGUGGUUUUAUAUCUGUACUAAUGAAGACACUGUUUCCUGUUUUUUUUUUUUGUCCCCUAAGGCUAUGAGCGCAUAUACUGUGACCCUCAGUGGUCCAGCGCCCUGGGGCUUCAGGCUGCAGGGAGGGAAGGACUUCAGCAUGCCUCUCACCGUGUCAAGGGUAAGAAACUGUUUGUGAUUGGAAUCGACUUUUUGCUUCUCUGCACCUGCUCUUGUGGCACUCUGCUGUCUUUGACAAGAGUUAAGAGUCUUUAAAGAAAUUUAUGUUCCUCCAAGGUUCUUUCUAAGAUCUUUGAUAAAUUGCAGCGACAGAUAGUUUUUAGUAGCCAUGGUUACCAUAUAAUGACUCCACCUGAGCAUAUGCAUGCUCCUUUGUUGUUUUUCUCCCCUGUUUGGUUUGCCUUUUGGUAGCUGUGCUCACUCAGACUGUUCGUUCUUGAUUUUUAUGGUGCAUUACCACCUCAUGGAGUCAGCUUUAACAUCCACUGACGUUGCAUCAUUAGGAUUAAAAGCACGGACGGACAAGCUGUUGUGUGUCUCUCUGUGCUUUGUACUCUCCAUGUUGGGUCACUACCUCUCCAAUAAAUGAAUUGUCAAAGAGUCUAUAAACUGCCGUCACUAUUCAAGAGAGCAGCAACCACUUUCCAGGCCUUAUAAGUGCACCGCUGCUUUGCCUGACAAACACACAGACUCUUCAGUUGCAGCCUCACACGCAUGCGCACGCAUAAAAUCAUUCCAACGUUGCUGCCAGCUAUUGCCACACAUAUCUCUCCUUCUAUUAUGCACUCAGUCCCUAUUGACGUUGUUACAUUGCUACCCCAGAGACUGAGGUCAUUUAAGAGUGCUAGACUGAUUUACAUUUUAUACAUCUUUGACUCUGAUCUGUCUUUGCAGCUUCACUUUUUAGAGAUAAUUAGAAGUUAAUAGGUAAUUAUACAUGGGUCAGGCCUCCCAAGGUUAACCCACAUGCUCCCAGUCCUUUAAACACCUCCCAAUUGUUUUUUUGUUUGCGUAUGUGAGACAGUUGAAGUGAUUAAAACCUGCAAAUAGAUGAUGUGGCAUUUUAUGUGUCUUUGAUUAAUAAUGAUAAGUAGGAUGUCUCAUAGCUGAGGCUGUUUUGUGUUGAAAGUAGCACAGGUUGACGCGUGUACUGUGUAGAGCUGAUGUAAUCUAGUUGUUAGGACAGUAGUUAUCACCAGCCUUGUCAGUACAUGUCUUGUGUCUGUUCCCUGGCAGCCUUCACAUACAGGAACCUGACGUUCCCCUAUGAUUCAUGACAAAUAACAUCUUCUUCUACCCAUAAAAGACCGAGCAGAUGUAAAAACCUGAUUCGACAACUGGUCCAAGACAAACAUGGGUUUUUGGAGUGAUGUAGGAGCAUACAAGGAAUUUCACCCUACACUGGCAAGCAGUAUCAGAGUGAAUGUCAGUGGGUGUGCCAGUAGUUGUAGUUGAAUCAUCUGGAGCCAGCGCAGAAGGCCAGUUUUUCUGCAAUCCAGGUAUCUUAGACUUAAUGAUCCACUUUCUAUGCGGACAGAAACACAGCUCAAAGCUCUGUUCUGUGACGAUUAAGAACACCUCUGUUAGUGUCUUAGACAUUUUGUUGGACUCAGUUUAGUCUAAGCAUCUUGAGGAGAAAUUAAUAAUGACUGCUAAGAUUGGAGAUAAUGACCGGUUAGUGGCUAAUAUCUUUGUGGCUUGUUCUUGGAGUCACCUGGCUUCAGGCUACAGGAGUUAUUAGGAUGUCACAGGAUUUUCUCUCUGGCUUUGGCUCUCCUCGCAUUCGUCAUAAAAAGACAGGCAGGUGAAUCACACAGGCACAGAGGAUAAAAACAGCCAGGCAAGGGAUGUAAACCUCAAAGAUAUACAGCAUCCCCCAGUAACUGGAAAAGAAAAGCCAGGCCUUCACUCAGUAGACUUAUGCUGGAUGAAUUUAGUGGGUGGUCUUUCCUAACUGGACUGUAGCUGAUGAGAUAAGUAUCUGUGCACAGACAGUGAGUGACAGGCCAUUACUCAAUGAAGAACAUGUGGAGUGACAGGACAAAAAGCUUGGACUCAUUAAUCUCCUCAGAGCUAUCCCCUCCAGUCUCUUUGCCUUGCAGCAUUUAGCUAAGUGUUUUUGGUAUGGAUUAAAUGACAGUUAUUGUUGUUAAGACUUAGUCAUUUUUGUGCUGAUUGUUAUUUAGCUCAUUUAUGUUGGGCCUCGCUGGCAAAUUGCAGCAUCAUCGAUAACACAAGUUUUAAUCAUUGACAGAGUUUUUUUUUUGUUUUGUAAUGCGGAUUCUGAUACACUUAGCAUUGAUUUGGAAAGUUAUGGGUCUGACGACUUACAUCUUUGUGCGCGCGCGUGUGUGUGUGUGUGUGGGUGGGGGGGUUCUAUGCUCCACAAAUGCUUUUGUUUCCUUCCUCCUCCGUCUGUGAGCCUUGAAAUCUAUGCUUUCUCAGCAUUCCUGGCAUUUUCCUCGUAUCCACCCUGUCACUGCCAACAGAAAAUCCUCUUGUCUCCUCUCUGUGUCUAAUAUGUCUUCCACACUCACUUUUCUUGAGUUGAUGGACUCUCUCAAUCCGAUUGGAAUACUUUCCAAGUGAAAUCAGGAAGGGGGCCAGUGCCAAGACAAACAGUUAAGUCAUAUAGAAGAGAAAAUAACUUUCUGUUCUCAGCAUAAUCUGCACGCACCCAUUUAUCAACUCCGAAACUAUGCUCUGAACUUAAAUUCAACUCCUUUUUUACAACAAUAUCCUAAUUUUAGUUUCCUCUGUGUGAAAUUAAAUCUUUUAACUAGUAAAACCAUCACACAGUCAUUUUCACCACAAAGAUUAAAAUAAAAGAAACAACAAGUUGGUCUUCUUUCAGUUUAACUGAAAUCUAUCACAAGUUAACACUCAUAUAUCUCUUUUAUAUUUUUUAAGUCCAAGUUUCUUCAUCCUUUUAUUUCUCUUUUGUAUUUAUCGCUGCUGUAAAUUUGGAAUUUCCCCCUGUGGGACUAAUAAAGGACUAUCUUAUCUUAUCUCCUGGUCACCCCUUUGUUACUCAGCGGCGUUUCCCCUGAGCAGUCCAAUUUAGUUCAGUUUUACACAAUCCGCACUUAUUUGUGUUUCUACUGUCAAAAGAAAGGAAAGGUAUCUGUACCGUCCUACUUUUUUGGAGCCCUUAUGAUGGGGUGCCCGGUGUACCUAUCUCACCCUGGAGGGUCAAACUACACACUUUUUUUUGUUAAUUGAAAAAAGAGGAAGAGAUCGUACUGGGUUUUAUCUCUUUAAAACGUACAGUAUAUAAUGUACUGUUUUAUCGAUAUCAGGCAGUGCUCACGGGUAUUGUACCGUUGUUGGAGUUUGGUCUUAUGAUGCUGAAUUAAAUACAGAGAUACCAGCUGAGCGAUGAGAGGGGCCCAGUGAUGGAUGCAAAAAAGAUGGAGAAAGAAGAAGACAAGAAGAAGACACAAGAAGAAAUAUUAACAAAGCUUUUCUGCAGUCAGUGUGGUUAAUGACGGUUUCCCCCAAACUAAGCUCACUCUUAUCUAAAUUUCUGUUUUUGGUUACAUGUAGCUUUGGACAAAAGUGUCGACUAAAUGACUUUGUAUGAAUUGUCUAAUAUGCUGACACACUGAAAUGAAAAUGGGGCCGUCCCAGAGCUAUCACACAACCAACACACUUCCUGCAUGAAGCAUCAGGGUGUAUUGUAGGCAGUGGAAAUGCAUGCAAGAUCAGGGUUUACCAUACCAAACUGUACCAAGCUGUCCAACACAAGUGUCAGCAAACCUGGCGUCUGAACCCCAACAACUUCAGCCUGCUUGAUUGUCCUGAUUAUCAUUGAUACAAAAUGGAAUUAGAUAUCAGUGACUUUCAGCUUGUAAUCAACAGGAAUCCAACAACUAGUUUGACCUUUCUCGAUGUAGGGUGCCUUGCAAGAUCUUCAAAUUGUCUACAUGGAAACAUUUGGGUCAAGCUUCAAAAACCAUAUCCAAGCAUGCAGCUCAACAGUGUUUCAUUACAACCCGGCCUGCUCUGUGCCAGUGCCUUUUUUUAAUUCAAACCAUAAGUUAUCAACAUAAGAUUUCAUUCGUAAAUGAAAACCUUCAGUCUCUAAACCUUAGCUAAUCAUCCACCCUUGAUGAUAUCAUCAGGGUUACUUCACCAGACUUCCAAAAGCGCCGCCAAAACCAUAGGGGACAAAAUCUCAUUAUUUUCACAGAAUGAGUCAUCGUGAAUUGUAGACCAACCAAUGCCAGGAUAGAAACUUAGUGCAAACACUUGUCAAGACCAGAAAAAAUGAAACUGAACUUUAUGACGCAGACAAGUAAUGUGAUUCUGUGGUUUUGCAGUAGUGGCAUUGGAGCUACUUGAGUCCUUGAGUGCCGAGAGAUUGUCGUCCAACAGCUAUCUCAUACGGUUUGGUCAAACAUGGGUUAAACGUCCAGUCAGACCUUUUCACACACAAGGAGAAAACUGAGAACUGAAAAUCUGAGAAGACUUGGUUGAGCUGAUGUGUCUUACCCUUUUCAUGCCAACAUAAGCACCAGCUCUUUUUUCAGAUUCCUUAAAGACUUCCCUGACCUUGAGGAGACAGAGGCCUACUUUUGGUAAACCAUAUCUUUCUCCCCACGUCUUCCUCGACAUCCUGUUUUAGCUGGAAAGGCUUAUAAGUUCAGAAAGCACAGUCGUCGUAACACUUUCAUUGCCGUUCAGUCUACCCCAGUCUGUGUCACUCCUGAAACUCCUCUGAGGGGUUCCUCUUUGUAUCUGCCCCAGAUCUCGUGCCAUCCUGAUUACAUAAACAUUAUGAUACUAUAACAGGGCCCUUCGAGCACCAUCUGCUUUCUAUCAACAAACACAUGCCACACCGCUGAAUCAAAUGUUCGGAGGAAAUUACAGAUGAUGUCAAGUCAAUAAAUAAGAGGGCAGAUUUGUGAACACCUCUCAUCCAACACAGCUGGAUGUGUCUCGAGUCUUAUUUUCCUGUUUCUGUGAGUGUCUCCGUCCAACUUGUUGACCAUCUGUUGCUUUAUCACUUGUAGCCCUUAAACCACUUCUCCUCCCACGCAUACACACACACAACAGAAGGAAAAGAGGCCUUGUUAGAGGGCUGGAUUAAUAAUUCAGGACUUUCUGAUAGAUUGCUUGCAGGGGGCACUCGGUUUGUGACUUGCUGGAUGUGAAUGUCUUAUGUUGUGAUCAGUGCAGCACUGUUUUAAGGUGAAUUAGUGCUAGGUGUUCCUCUGAAGUCAUUAUGGGGGGACCACAUACGUGCAGGUUUGGUUUUCUAUUUCUCAGAGGGAUAUUUAUGGCUUUGCAUCAGCUGUGCUGUGUGAGUGAUGUAAGGACAGACUGUCUCUCGGCCCCCAAAUAGCCGUGGAAAGAAUCAAACUGGCAGAGUAACUCUGCCCUUAGCUCAGUGUAUCCACAGCUGUAGAUAAAUUUUACUGCAUUAUAAAUUUGACCAAAAACAAGCAUGAGACGCCGUAGGGGAGUUGGAGGGCCUAGCUCACCUGGAGGGUCAGUCAGGGGGAGCACUUCAAAGGUGAACUCAAGACGAUGCAUUUUGAAAGGUUGGCUAAUGCUUUGAAAUUCGAUAGCAUACCAAAACAGCUCUGCUGUGGUACUCUGCCAAAAAGCCUUGAAACAGGCCGCUAGCUUGAAGGCUAACACAGUGGUUGUGAGUAACUUCAGGCGGGUGAGGUAUGUUACAAUCAUUUUUGCACGAGAGGAAAAAUCUAUCAAACAGCAGACAGAAGAACCGGCUGAUUAAAAAAUCCAUCUCCUUCAUGGUGUUACUGUACAUUGUGACUAUAAACCAUCAUGUCAGAUCCCUGGUUGUUUUGAGGCACACAGCAGUGUGUUGGAUUUAAGAACAUGUUUUUCACUGUCCUUCCCCUUAUUGACAAACUGCUGGAGGGGUAUUGGAUUACUAUCCGCCCCCUACCAACCAAAGGUCUGAGCGAAGCAACUUUAACUGCAGCCUUCUCAAGUGAGGGAGCAGCUGCACUCUGAACCUGAGCCAGGAGCACAGGUGUCUGUGUCCAUCACUAACUCCACUCACACAGACACACAUGCACCUCCAUUUACCAUCUGCACUCUUUAUGGCUUCAUAUCUGCUCCUCUUUUAGGUCAGUAAUAAACUUUUGGUUCAUAUGGGACAAACUGAAGGCAAAGGCAAUUUAAAGGUCAGAGAUUUAUUUUGGUCAUCAGGCUGCAAAACAGGUUAUGUGCUCUCUGAAAAUCUUCUGUAUGAACUCUGCGCCUGAAGCUGUUCACAAAUUUAUUCUUUAGAUGAAGGUGGUGAUGAGAAAACAUCAAACACAAAUCUCCUUAACUUUACUCCUUUAGUCUUGAUCUGGAGCGUGAAAAAUGGUUUUCUUUGUUUUUUACAUUCAUCAACAGAGUCACAGACCUGAUUUGCUCUCUGUGGAGGAGACGUUUGUAGAUCCCCUGCUCCACAUUUAUUCAGAAUUGUCCUUUUAAUCGGCCACCUGUCUAUGUUACCUGGGUUGUAUUAUCAAAUUAAGACUAACUUUGGCUCUUAUAGUCUCUUUUAUAGCCCAAUAUAACUCACAUAAAGGUCUUUAUUAUUUUUCCUCAUAAGCUGACACUGAUUAGGUUUUCUUUUCAGGUUGUCUAUGACUGUACAGGCUAUGAGCUUUUUUUUUCUUUUCUCUUCAAGCUUUCUGGAGGCUUUGAGCACCUUUUGUGGUGAAGGCCCUUGGGAAACACAAACAAAAUCAUUGCUUUAUUUUGGUAGAAUUACAAGGCGUUCAGGUUUUACAGUAAAGUCGUAAAAAGAGGGCUGCAGCUCUUUGCAGUGACCUCGAUGGCAUCAAGCCAGACCGUGCCCCCCGUAUGCAUAUGCCACUUAUGUCCAUGUCAUAGCUGUUUUUCUCUAGUGUAAGCUUGGGUUCCUUCUUAACUGUGAAAAAUGCUAUCUGUCGUGACCCUCUAAUUGCUUCCAGUGAAUGCGAAUCAAGGCAAUUAAAGUGAUGUUUGAACUUGGCUGUAAAGUGAGUCUGGCUUGGUUUGCCCCCGAGGAAUGCUUUUCUUCCUAAUUUUAGCCUUGCUGUGUUUUGAUGUAAAGCAGGCUUUAACUUUGCUGUCUUUGCAGGCUGGGGAGUAUUUUUUUUUAUUCUGAGCUGUCGUCACUUUACAGAGCAUAUUACCCGCUGCUCGCACCGGUGUUUGUGUUUAAUGUGAAGAAUCAAAGCAGCAAGUGUGAUAGCUUAGCCGAACAUGGCUGAAAACUAUUGAUUGAACCGCUGAGUCCUCUGAGCUUUUGAUGAGCUAACAUUUGCAGGGAUCCAUGACAUCAGAGAGUAAUCCUAAUAGGUUUUUUUUUUUUCCAGAAAUCCUGGCACCCGCUCACUUAUCUGAUGCUGAACACUUUGUACUCCAGUUAUCUGAGAAUUUGACACAAGUCUUGAGUUUCAUUAAGCUGCAUGGGCAAGCUGACUAAGCCCUUACUAAACAGGAUUUGGCAUCUCUGCCAUGUCCUUGAGAAAUACUAACACACAGAGAGCAGACAGUGUAGUUUGUGUACAUGUAGGAAACCAUUACUACCUAUACAGACUAUGCGAAGUUUCCCUUUUUUCAAACAAGACUCCAGCCUUUCGCUCUGACUCAAAGCAAAUGCAGUCUGUGUGACACCCCCUGUGAGGAUGACGUCAUCCUUUUGUCGGUGAAACCUGUGACUUACCUGUGUGGGUUGAGAAGGAGGUGGCUGUUCCAGUAAAUGCUGUAACUAUUAGAAACAUAUGGUCCCUGUCUGCAGCUUUUAAGAGCUCUUUUCAUAGUCAGAAGUCACAUCUGCAGUUAAUCAUAUGCUGAUGACUGAUGACAUCAUGAUGACCUGUAAACGCUGUUCCUGACAGUGUUGAGUGAAACAUCUCGGCUGACUAGUCAGACCCAGACACACAGACUCCCUGAGUCUACCAUUAAGCUGUGUUAACAGAAAUGACAGGAAAGUCAAGUGACCAUGACUCUUAGUGUGUUUACACUUCCCUGAAUUUGGCUUUGAGCUGCUUGCAUGUAUGAGAUGAGGCGUUCAGUGAGGUCAUAAAAUGAUACUGAAAGACUUUUUCACUCUAAUUUUCUAUCCGCUGACCAAACAAGGAAAAGUUUAAAAGAUGUCUGUUGUGUUUUGUGAUUACUCCCAGACAUAAAGAACAACAUACAACUCAAUGCUGCGUUCGAGUAACCUCAGAAGUCAGAAGUCUGAGCUGGUAUUACGUCACUUCGAGUUACCAGCGUAAGUCAGAAGAAAGCAAAAUCGGAGGGGAAACAAACCAGCUACAUCUACCAAAGUUAUUUUAGCGCUUGCCUUGUCCGAAUAUGAGCAAGGAAAAGGCAAGCGCUAAAAUAUCUUUCGUAGAUGUAGCUGUUUUGUUUCCUCCUCUGAUAUUGCUUUUUUCCGGCUUGGUAACUGAAACGCUGGUAACUCGGGUGUGAUGUCAGUCCCAGCUCGGACAUCUGACUUCCGAGGUAACUCAAACGCACCAUAAUACUGCAGAAAUCUGGACCUCAUAUGAUAUCAUGUAUUUGUCAUAUUUAAAGAUGGAGAACUCACUAAGAGUAACUAUUAGUGCCCUUUUAAACAUGCUUCAAUUCACCCCCCCCCUGUAAAUGCCCUGUUCCCACAUACCUUUAAUUUUUCUUCCUCUGUCUUUCUUUGUUUUCUUUUUUUCCAGUUGACCCCGGGUGGGAAGGCAGCCCAGGCAGGAGUCGGUGUCGGAGACUGGGUGGUGUCCAUUGAAAACACUAAUGCAGAGGAGAUGACCCAUGUGGAGGCACAGAACAAGAUCAGAGCGGCUUCAGACUCCCUCACUCUUACCCUCAGCAAGUAAGUCGCCCGGCAGUGCAUGAUGAAAUCAAACAGCACCUGACCUCUCAUCACCCUCCAUUUUUUCACCGGCUCCAACAAUCUAACACACCCUUUUUUCUUUUAAUGUCCUUAAAAUUAGUUUGGAUGUGACAGAUGGUAGCAAAACAUCAAAGUUACAACUCUAGAAGUUUUUUAUUUCAUUGUCUCGAUUUUACUAUUAAACGUUGUCAGAUUUGUUUUUUGCUGGCAAAGGUGUUAUCCACUCUGUGCCUCUCUUUUUCUACUAGAGUUAUUGGCAGAGUUUUAUACAUUGAACAGACUGCAUUAAACUCUGGUUAGAAAUGAGCAAAUGAGCCAAAAAGAACUCCCACAAAUUUCCAACAGACAACACUACCAUAUGGUAAUUGCUGCAGUACUUUAUUUUUGCUUACCAGUCGUUGCUGUUAAGAUGAGACGGAAAAUAAUUCUCCUGGCAUUUCAGUCUGUUUGGUUUUUCCACACCGUGCCCAAUUCAAUCCACAUAGAUUUCAAAUUUUGGCAAACUGUAGUUUAAUUACUCUCUUCUGCAAAUUCCCUUGCAGGAUUGGUGUUGUGCACAGCAUAUGCAGGUGGUUCUAUUUUUAGGUUUUUAUUUAUCACAGGCUUAUUUCUUUCAGAUGUUUGCCAAAGUCUUGCAGGCAGACAUGUCCUAGUUACCACGAACUGCCAAUUCCAAAGCAAUGUGUGGUUGCAACCGCAUCCAUUAGACAGGUGCACAAUUUAACCCAGAGCAAAACGACAAAGUAUGAUUGCUUUGCAUCACAGGUGGUUUGAAAGCAACAUGAUAGAUUAAAAUAGCCAGAACACUCCGGCCAGUAUUCAGACCCUCUCUAGGUUGAAAACUCAAAUCUUGCAAAAAGCAGGUACAAAGAAUUAGGGGUGGGAGAAAAAAUAGAUUCAUAUAAGUAUCGCGAUUUUUUGUUUUACAAUUUUGAAAUCGAUUUUUAUGUUCAAAAACCAAUUUUUUUUUUUAAUUUAAGAAUAAAUCUUAAAAACUGACUUACAUGUGAUGUGUAUUUUUUGAGGAAAUAUGGUUCCUUGAAUAGUAAGUAGACAAUCAUAAUCAUUUAACUGUUUCACUGGUGUUAGAAAUGCAGACUAAAGAUCGAGAAAAUCGACAAUAUCGUAGAAUUGCAAUUUAAAUCCAAUCGGCAUCCAAAAAAUCGUAGAAGGAUCGAAUCAGGAAAAAAGCAUAUUGUUCCGGCCCUACAAAGAAUGUAGGUGUUUUUUUCAGUCACAUUAAAAUAGACUUAAUCAGUCGACUUCAGAUAUACUUUAAGUACGCGUAACACUACAUGCAGUUACAUAACCUCUGCAGAUUGAUUUUUUGAGCUAAGAAGAGUAUUGUGCUGUAAAGGAGGCACAGGGUUUCUGUCUAGUUUAGCAUUAGAGUAAAAUUCGAUCUUUAUCAGUCCAAAAGUGUGUCUGAGUGUGGGUGAGUGGUCUGCACUUAGCAGCAGCUCUGCUUGCCAAAUGCUGUCAGGCUGAUACACUGGCCUUUGUUAAGUUGAAAUAAACAGAUUUCAGAGGAGCUGCAGGAACCUUACAUUAUGCUGUAGCUUUGUAAUGAAAUUAGAGAGACUCUCUUUAAUUAAAGCACUUUGUUUUGAAGUGUGAGCCAGAAAAAUCAAUGUUUUUAAUUUCGCUUGAGUUAUUUUAAUUAGCACUGGAUAACCUUCAUUCAGGCAGCACUCAUACCUGCUCUCAUAACUCCUGCCAGAAAAUCCUGUCAGAUAAAGUAUCUCUGUGGAGAACAAGCCUAAGUGUUAAGUCAGGAGCUUAAUUAUGAGAAAAGGAUUCCCCUCCCAAAAAAAUGUUCAAUCGUGUAACCAUUUGAGAAUUUAAAGCCUUCUGAAAGAAGAAAUCUACCAGCUUGUUAAGUAACAAAGAUGAGCCGCACUGCUGUCAUGGGACUCCUUUCGGUUUGGUAAUGGGCUCAGGUAAUGAGGCUGCGAGUAAUCACAAAUCUUUUCAUGUUUUGUUAGUUUGCUUUUGCUUGCCAAUAGGCUCAGCUGUAACAUGCUGACAGAAUGUCUUUGUUUUCCUUGUUUUGUUGGGAUUCAGAACAGUUUCAGGUCCUGAUAAAGUUUCUCAAAAAAACUAAAAAAACACUGGAACAUAAAAGGAUGUUUACAGACAGAGAUCAGGGUGAAUGUUGGCAACAAGAAUGUUCUGACAAAGACGGGUGAAAUACACGAUUUUUGAUUACUCUUAUUGUCAACUGAUGUGGUAUUCAGUGUUUUUUAAAAUGUUUUAGUACCCUGCCAAACCCAUAGCUGACAAGAUAUAGAGUAUCUGAGUUACUAGUCAAAGACAAAGAUACCGAUUAUGAGUCGGCAUGAUGAUUGUUUUCUGACAGACACAGGCCAAAGGUCUUAGAAACUUGUAGGAGACUGAGUUAGAGAGUCAUGGGUUAAAGUUUGAAAGUGGUUAUAAAAAGACAGCAAGAACAGAACAAAGAAGCGGGGUCUUUUUACUAUUAUUAUUAUUAUUUUUUAAUUAUUAUUAUUUUUAUUAUUAUUAUCAUCAUUGUGAGGGGUUAAGAAUGAGUCAUCAUGCUCUCUCCCGAGGGACAGAGCGUCUCUCAUACAUACCCUCCUCCCCUCUGUCUGAAAGCCUUUUUUAAAAGUCUGUUUUUGUACGUCUGUGUCUGGACUUGUUCAUCAUUUAAAGGCGUUUUAGUCGUAAGGACGAUCUAGUUUCAAAAUAAGGAACUGUUUACUUAAAAACCCCAGACAUAAGUUCAGAAGUUCGUAGGAGUGAAGAAUGGUUGUCUCAGAGAGAAUAUCGUAAUGUUAUUGAGAAAAAGUUUGAAAAACCCAUCAUGUUUACUUAACAAACUUUUAGAUCUUUCUGAGCUUCGCCAAUUCGAUUUUUCAUCUCUUUGUGGAGUCCUGCUUUUGUAAAUAUAUCACCUUCCUCCCCUCCCCUGAAUCCCUCGCCUCCUCUCCAUUUCCCAUUGUUAUUACUCUGUAAGACAAGCAAAUAAUGUUUUCCUGAAACAUUUCUCAGAGAAGCUCCACUGUCAGUUUUUAUUUAUUCGUAUCUUGGCUCCAGCACAGCCUGUUUCAUAUCAAGGAAGGAAGACAGAUGCACGGUGAUGAGAUAUGGUCUAUUGUUUGGUUGAGUGCCUCAUUUUGUUCAAACCCAGUGAUCAUCUCCUGCUUUAUGAGAAGGUUGAAGCUUGAUCCAGUGCCUUUUAGGAGGGAGGGUAUUAAAAAGUAUAAGCAAUAGAUUUGUGGUUUUACACAAAGUAGAUCAUGUUGCAUCUACAGGGAUACAAACGGUCCAUAUUGAAGUGCUGGCUGUUGAUGAUUGGCCUGGAAAGUUGGGGUAAGUGUGUGCAAAGUUGAUUAGAGUAUCCUGGGAGUUUUUUAGUGGUGAAAUUUCAGUCUUUAUCUAACAUCAGCUUGUAAGUCAAGCAUGCAUCAGCUACAAUAAGUGACCCAUGAAACGACGCAGGAAAUGAUCUCAGAGCAAACCUAUUCAGUUUCAACAUAUUACAUGGAACAGAGACCCAAUCCUUCCCACAUUUGGUCACGUAAGCCUGCUUUGACAAAUAAAAACUCUGCUCCACAGCUGUCUAACACUUUCCUUAUAUCAUAUCUCACAUUUUAAGGGUGACUCAUCAGAUUGUAGGUUAAGGCAAGGCGAAGCGCCAUAAAUGUCACAAUGAUUUGUCUCCUCAGAAGUGUAACACACUCAGGCAUGUCAGCAUGCCUCCCCCGAACUCCUCUCUCUGUAUCUAUACAGCCCGGCAUUUAUCCUGCCUUUAACAUGACUAUCAGCGGAUGAGCAGGCGAGGACAUGAAUAGUUACUCAUUUCUCAUUGUCACAGGAAAAGCUGUCCAUUGUUUUGUGUGACUGUGGUGUGAAACAACAAGCGUGACUGCAGGACCGGUUCUUUCUCACUGAAGCCUUUGUAGCUUUGUGUAGUUUGAAAACACUGGUCAGAGUUUGUUGGUGGUUUGUAUUUGGCCUUAUUUAGACUCCAUAAGCGAUUCAAAGCUGGGCGCUUUCAAAAUUAAUGCGUAAAUAUAUAAUUUAAUGCGUUGCUCCAGUCAGCAGAGGCACUGCAGUAAUGUGAAUCCUGGGAUUAGAGUUAAGACGUGUACAACUCUGUGGCACUCUUAAUAUUCUUAGUAGGGUGGGUGAAUCUGAGGGCAUGCAGCCUUACACUGCAUGCAGGGUGGUAAAAUUUGAGUGGUUAUAAUGCUACUGUGGGGAAGAUUUGAGAGUUAGUAUGACCUCUCACUUUUUCUCUCAUUCAUAUUGCUUGUAUCAUCUGUGCUGAUUAGUUGUAUCUUUGAGAUAUGGGUGUACUUGGAUCGCAGAAUUAGACUUUGAAAAACAAGUAGUAGGAUAAAACAAGUCAAGCCACAUGCUAAGAUAUCAAAGCCAAAGGUAUGAGUAACAUCUUGACUCCUGCGGUGGAUUUUUUGAGCACAUUCUCAGUAGGGUUCGUGUCUAUAAGCUGGUUGAGUUAAUUUAUGCGCAACUGAACAUGUGAGACGUCUAUUUGAUCACUCAGUCCUUCAAUAAAGUGUCUCCAGCAGAGCUUUAGCGUGCUUUAGUUUUGACCAAAGAUGACACAACCUCCAAAAAACUCUCAUUAAAAUGCACUUUACUCCAAUGAGUCAUUUCUAAGGUCUCUUUUUACGUCAUUCAUAGAUUUCUGUGGAAAUUCGGUUGAUGGUCUUGUGUGUAAUAGGGAUGGUAUUUUACCUUGUGAUGCUAGUACUAAUGUUAUCAUAAAUAUUUGUUGAACAAGACCUUUGAAAUUAGCAUAAAACUUAUUAGGCAGCACAAAAGAGGGCAUUAUAAACGAUUUGGUAUAGUUUGAAUUAUGACUGUUGUUAUUAGGGCUGCAAUCAAACAAAGGAAUACUUGGUCGACUAAAACCCUGAAAUUUUUGACCAAGAAUCGAAUAGAUUUCCAACUGAUGGCAAACCCUUCUGCUGCGGGGGAUAACGAAGCGCGGCUUGGCGGGUUGAAAAUAUACUGAUAUCAGCACAAGAAGGAAAUUAAACAUUAUUAUAUUCAGCAAACCAUUGGACAUUGAUUAACAUGGACGCUCUUCAAUCUUCCUGUCUCCAGCCAGCCUCCAGUGGGUUUGGCGAAUCCAAAAUGGUGAAAACAAGGGGGGUGUUCUGAGACAGACUGUUACCUGUGAACAUAGACUGUAUAUACUUUGGACAACUUGGUUCUGCCUAUCGCCUGUAUACGGAUUUGAAGCCAAAUAGCUCUCGAUAUUUCCAGGAUUUUUCUUCAUUUCCUGAAACCAGCGCUGCGCAGUAGCGAUGCGCGCAUUCGGCCGCGCAGUCGCCGAGAGUCGCUGUGAUGACGCUUGGCUCAAACAGUGUAUACCUCCCGGGAGAGCUACGCAAUCCCUGAACGCCCAUAGGCUGUAUCAGGUGUUGAUCAUAGCAAACAUGAACCCCCUAAUAAAUUUUAAAAACGGAGCUUCACAGAAAAAACAGGACUUGAGCUCAAACCAGUCUUACAAUAACUGCAUGUCAACAUCACAAGCAGGGGGGAGAAAAAAUUAUGUUCUGUGUAAUAAAUUUCUAAAGUUUGUCCACAGCCCCAUAAGCUUUGCUGGUGGAGGCGGGAUUUAUGACCUAUACUGCAGCCCAUCAACAGAGGGUGCUGUCUCGGAGUGGCUUCACCCAGCAAGGAGGCAGACUCUGUCCAUUCUAUACAGUCUAUGCCUGUGAAAUAGGGGAGCUCUGAAAACACCCCCACUAGCACUUGGUACAUUCCUCCUAAUGAGACUAAGCAUAGACCGUAAAUUGAUGCGGAAAAAAAUCGAAUCGACCAAUCAGAAUUUUGGUUGACUUCGUACAUAUCAACCAAUAAGUUGACCAGUCCACUGGGACUUUACAGCCCUAGUUGUUAUCACUACAAUUUGGAUGGAUGUUCAACAUUCUCUUGACUGGCACAUCACAGACGCUUCUGAACUUUACAGAUUUUGUGUCUUGGCUUAAAUGUGUGAGGUUGAGAUGAUUCUGGUGCAUUCUAAUAACAGUCCUCUCUUUUCUUUUCACAGAGCUUUCAAAGCUGCCGGAGACCAGAAGGUAAGACUCAAUUUGUCUGAGAUACUGAGCACACCUCUGAAUGAACACUUGGAUGCUCUAGCAUGGUCUUCUUCCUCUGGACGCAGUGACAUUGAUCGAUUUUGAAACUUUCUUUGAUGGUAGCUCGCAAUUCGCCUCAACAGUGUGUUGUGUCACUUAGUGUUUAAAUUCAUCUGAUUCACCUGGUUCACCUGUCAAACUCUGAGUCCAUGCACUGUGGAUUAGCAAAGCACCAGUGAGUCACUAAAUGAGUAGUUUGCUGGAUGGAGAGAUGUGUUAUGAAUACUGUUGUCAGAGAUGUGGUAUAUUUUGCAAAGCCUUACACAAUCCCCGGCUUUAAAGUAACACUUAUAUGAAGUUUCAUCGUUGAACUCUGAGAGCUGAUUCUUCCAGUUUGAAACUAUAGCAGUGUCUUGAACUGCUCUUUGCUGCAGUUUACUUUUACUAAAGCAGCAGGAGCAUAAGACUUUAACAAAGUCAAUGUUCCACUUUAGUUCGAGUUCUUUUGCAGCCCAUGCAUUAUUCUGGGUGAGAAAUCUCAUUAGGGAGACAUGUCUGUCAAAUAUGACAAUUUCUCCCUUUGAGCAUGUUCAUUAUAGCUGCAGAAGCAGAUUACUUUGGCCAGACUGUGGCAGACUGCCAGCACAAAUAAAAUGGCUGUGUUCACACAUCUUAAGCAGUUCUUCCGUGUGCAGAAAAAAGCCUGCAGGCUUUGACAAAGUGGCUCCUGCAGCCUGGUGUAAUCAUGAGAAAAAAAUUGGACUGCUCUCAAGCUUUCUUUACAUAAAGUUCGGGAUUGUGUAAGAGCAGAAGGAAGCUUUACUGUGUGUCAAAAUGUCUGACUGCAUGUUGUGCACUGUGCUGCAUUGUGUCCCUCUGCCACACCCUCACAGGACUCACUUGCCGCUUCUGUUCCAAAGUACUCCUUUGCCCCCAGCACAACCAUUAACAAGAUGGCGAGGCCGUUUACAGCAGGUGGUGGUAGUGCCGGCUCAGGACCUGUUAUUAAACCUGUGGCCUACUCGCCUAAACUAAACACUCCCCGCUCACAGGGCCCGGCCAGUGUGCAGCAGCCACAGAAUGGGUAGGUGGAUAAACAGCACAACUUCCUCCAGAACCACAACGGGGACUGGUGUGGUUUUAAUGGUAUUUUUGACCUAAUUGUCCUGGUUUUAUGCUCAAGGAAAAUAAAAACAGCUCCAUGGUUACUAUCUAAUGAUCUUUACCCUCAACAUUGUGCCACAGAUUUUAAGAAACAGUCCAGAAAAAGGUUGACAUAAUACAAAAUAUCCCAGCUCAUUUCUUAGUAUCACUCAAUUCCUCCAUGUCGACGUUAAAACAAGACUGCAAGCAUAUGAUGACUUUUGUAUGAACCUGCUGUGAUAAGCUGUCUCUGCAGAUUUUGCCACAUUAAGCAAAGAAUAAUUGAGGGCAAAUCAGGAGGUUUUCUGCAUUUUAUCCAAACAGAAAUGAUCUUGUCAGCCCAGAUGGAACAGAUGAAAGCAAACAUUUUGUGAGCGUAGCUGACAUUUAAGCUGGCUCCCAGCUUCUUGAACACCUCUGCAGCUGGGUUUAUGUGAUGGCAAAAAAAAGUCUUUUACAGAGAUUUGUGAUGGAUGGGGCAAUAAUCAGCCGCAGGUUUAGGGCCUGGUAAAAUCAGUUCAAUUUUGUGUCUGGACGUGUUUUGGGCUUUCUCGGUGGCUGUAAAAGUCAUGGUUUGAGUGUGUAUUUUAUUCUCAUCUUCUGCUUCAGUUCAUUUCAUCCCCACGUUAUGUGUGGGAGUUGGAUUAAUACAAAGAGAUGCAGCGUUUUAUGAACAUAUGUCCUCUUCUCUGUCACAUAAAAUAAUGACUGAGAGCUUUGAUCACGGUACAUCUUUUAAGCUCCUGUUGCUGCAAAAAUCAUAACAGGGAUACAUUUUAUGGCAUCGAACCAUUUCUGUGAAGGAGCACCUUUUUAUUUUCACAUGUCCUCAAAGUCAGAAUUUAUCAGUCGGGAAUUCUCCACAGUGUCAUCUUGAGAGCAUUAAUAUUUAUUUAAUCGGUUUUCUAUUGUAAAAGGUUGGGUGGUUGUAGGGACUGUGUUGUUUCACCCAGUGCUGAUUGUUGUUUUGAGGCAGUCUUGGUGCUUGUAUUGUGCCAGCUUUGCAAUGAAAUACACUUUCAGCUCCCAUGGUCGGACUCUUCUGCUGUAAUUACAUAAACGAAAUGAAAGUCCUCUGCAGAUUUAUUUUACCACUCAGAUUUUAGAUUUUAUGAGGAUUCCAGUAUUGGAUCAAAACUCGUGGAAAUGAUCCCCAAAGUGGCGCCCUGGCAUGAAAUGGUCCUCAAGGACAAACCAGAGUCAUUCCUGUAAUUUGUGUGUUGGUAGUGGUCUGACUGCAGCCGUUGAUGAGAUGUGGUCUGUUGCUGUAUUUAGCCUCACUCAUAAAUUGUGCUGAGUUCUCACACAGCUUGCUGGAUUAUUUAAGCAGCCUUACUUGAUGCCGAAAAGAGGACUCACAAGUUUCGGUGCAGAUGGCCAAACGCAUUCCUCCGGCCCUCUCUGAGAAGAAUAGAGCCUGAUUAGAGCUGUCAGCACGGUUUUGAUGAAGAUAUUGUUGGAUCCCUCCCGACAGCAAGCAGUUCGAUGCAAACAGCUUAUGUCUAAUGCGUCCUGGCCUGUCUUUUUGAGACUAGUUUUGUGUGAUGUUGUUUGCGCGGAGCUUACUCUGACAUCACAAUGCAUCACUGCCGUGGCAUUUAUCGUUGUUGACAGGGUAUCAGAGCACGAGAAAAAUUAGACUAACUCUGAGGGCGCAGAAAACAAGGCAAAGGUUUUUUCUGUCCGGCUUCUCUUUGGCAGAUUCCACAGACAUUUACAUAACUCUGUCAAGCAUUUGUGCACAUGGGUGAGGGGAGCAUCGGGCUAAAGGUUCGUGCCAAAUCAACUGAGUCAUUUUGGGUCAGGCUGACAAUAGACGAUCUGACGAACAAACAAUGCUGUCUUUCUCUCGCAGAGCCUGUUGACAACGGCUGCAUGUCUCCUGUCACCUCUUGCAUGGUGUGUGCAUCCGACAGUAUUUUGGUCAUCUGUUCUGUAUGAAGUUUGUUAUAAACUGAAAGUCUGUGGUUUUCUGUCUGUUUGACUCAAAAGCAAGCUCUGACGUCUUUCUGUCGUUUUUCUCUUUUCGUCUUGUCUUUUCACGCUACAGGGGGAAACCAUUGAAAAGUUAGUAUAUUUCUUUUCCAUUCACACUCCAGGAUACAAAUUAGGGAUGCACCGAUCCGGGAUGUGAUAUCGGCUCCAAUAUUGACAAAUUAACUGGAUCAGAUAUCUAAUAAAUGAAGCCGAUCCAGCAUUCCAAUCCAGUCUUUAUUUUCUUUUAAUUAAUUUUUCUUUUAAUAUGUGGAAGUCUUACUAAUUUUUACUAUGUGCUAAUGUGCAAUUUGUUAUUUGUUAAUAAAUAAUAUUAAGCAAAUUUAUAUCUGUGUUAAUUUGUUACCUUUUGUGUAACAAGGCUUAUGUCAAGCCUGAUGCCUUCACUCUCAGGGCAAGGUAUACAUUUCAUUCAUUUAACAGUAGUAUUGGAUCGGUAUCGGAUAUUGGAAAAAAAAUGGAUCGGUGCAUCUCUAGGUGUCAUUAAAGUGUCUUUAAUUUGCUAUAACUUUGAGAGGUUGCCAACUCUUUUGCUUUGUUAUCUUUAAGACCUGAAGCAGUGUUCAGAAACUUUCAGCAGUUUCACGUUUUAUUGGUGGUGAUCAACUUAACAUUAUUAGUUAUUAUUAAUUUAAAAUCAUAAUUUGCAAAAUUGUUCAGCUAAAUUAUGUCCAUUUUCUGCCUCUCUAUCUUUAGUAGUAAACCUAAAGUCUAUCUGUCAUCUCCACAUGAGGUUCUCUGUCCCAGUGUUUGCAACAACUGCUCAGCUGCAAUCAGUGCAUCUCUUUCCCUGUUGAUUCACCUGUUUCACUGAACCGUUUGUCAUUUCUCUCUUUGAAUUGGACAAUUUGAAGCUACAGCAGUGAAAACAAGACAUAUUAUCCUAUGUUUAUCCUUCUCCUUAUUGAGUUCUCUCCUGUUAACUUCCAUACCAUUUGUCUUCACUUUCACACUACAGGAGUGAAGCGACUUACUAUGAUGAUAUGUACCAACCGUCCAAGUAAGAGGUGGCUGCAUGAAGGCAUGCAUGCAAGCUUUGAAGGUUCAUUUGAUAUAAAAGGGAAAUGAGCUUUUGUUCUUAGAGUUAGAAAUGAUUAGAAAAGAGAUUUUCAGAUAGAGUCAGAGAUGACAGUUAAUUUGUGACCAAUCAUCUUCAUCCUCUCAUAGUGGUUGAUCAGUGCAUGCUGCAGUUGACCAUGUGGGUAGGAUUUAUUGGAAGUGAAAAGCAUUUAUGCUGCUUCUUUCCGAGUUAAUAAAGAAAUAAGAUAAAGGGAAAGGUAUCCACAAACAAGUCCAGGAGGUAUUAUAUUCUGAUAGUCUGUCAUUUCAUCUAAGGACACCCAUAAAUCUGAUCUCUAAUGUAAUAAAGUGUGCAUAUGAGUGUUUUUAGUGGACCCAUGAGAAAUCUCAGUAAUGGGUAUCCAUUAGUGGGCUUAUUGCCGUGACCGUGAUGCUGAGUGUUAAGUGCUGCAUGAUCUGUUCAGGAUGUCCUCUUGUUUCAAGGUCACAUUAUUAGCGGAGUUGGUGUGAGUGGUUGUCACCUAGAUGGGCUUUUGUUAACCACACCUGCCCUGUGCUGCUGCUGGGUGUGUGCAGGCAUGGCCUCAAGACGGAGGUGCCCUGUUUUAUCCCCAACGACCGCAGCAAAAAGAGGCUGAUUGAGGACACUGAGGACUGGCAGCCCCGCACCGGCACCACCCAGUCCCGCUCCUUCCGCAUCCUGGCUCAGCUCACAGGCACCGACUUCAGUAAGUCGCAGAUCGGGCCCUGACAUCGGUGAAUGAUGGUUUAGGGGUGGGCUUAGUGCAGGUGGGGGCCCGUGAGCGAGCAGCUGAUCUGAUCAGAGUGAGUGACAGGGGAGAGGUGGAUAACAUGGAGUCGAUUUUUCAGCCAUACAGAGACUAUCAGCUGUUUUCAGCAACACCUAUUUUAUCAUGGCUGUACCCAGUCUGAAAGAUCAUCUGCACCUCCACAUGCAGUUUAUUACAGCAGAUGCUGUGCAGGACCAGUAACACUUAUGAUUAGUUUAUUGUGUUUGUGGGUUGUUAUGUGACUCAUUGUUUGUGGUGAAUCCUCAGAGGAUGUGUGUCACCUUUACCAUAAAGGUGUGCUGAUGUGUGUCUCUCUGGAUCUCUCAGUGCAGGACCCAGAUGAUGAAACGAUGAAGAGGGCCAGGUAAAAACUGGAGUGUCCCUAACUUGAAAAUGUCCGACCUCGCUGGUCCCAAGUGUGCGUUUGUGCAUUUGUGAAUGAAAGCUUCACUUUGGCCUUUUAUUUUGUUUUGAAUAUAUAAACAUUUGCAUCUGUCCUUGGUUAAACUGUAGCUUUAAACACAAGCAUGGGUGGUGUCAUUGUAAUAAUCAUUUGUGGUAAAUUGGAACAAGUAUAUCUGCGCUGUGGCUUGUUUUCCUCCAUGUUGCUUAUUGGAGUUCCAACAUACAUAACCACCUUCUUUCUAUUCAACCAGAAGCUUCCUGAAACUCUCAUGUCUGUACUCAAGCUUAUAAGCCUGUAGCAUGCUGUCUUAACUUGGAUGAGGAUAGAAAACAGGAAUCAGUCGACCAGGCUCUGCUGAAGGGCUCCAAAUAUCUUACUGCAUCUGGUUUUAUCUCACCUGACCACAUCGACUUUUUAAUUCCAUAAUCACUGUGAGGCUGUUAUAACUAGCAGACCUUCUGCCACAAGACUUUACCCAGCAAAAAUUUGACAUGUGACUUCCUUACACCACAGUUUAAUACAGCUCCAGACCCAAAAAAAAGGUGGGGAUGCUUUGUCAAAUGUUAGUUAAAGCAGAGUUUGAUGGUUUGCAAAUUGUUCAAAACCAACCCUUUUUAGAAAGUGAGGACAGGGGCUCCAUUUAAUUUGUCAGACCACAGAAUUGUUUUUUUUUCACCUCACUUGAGAAUAAUCAUGUUUAAAAAUAUUUAUCUCUUUGCACGGUUAAAGUUAGGGUUUGAUUGAUUUGUGGAUUCAGUGGCUGGCUGUGUUUACAGACAAUGGUUUUGAAAGCGAUUCUGAACCCAUGCAGUGAUUUGUGCUACAGAGUCAUGUCUGUUUUCAAUGCAGAGCUACCAGAGGGUCCAAAGAUCACAGCAAGCCAGUAGUGAUUUUCUGUCUUCCCCUCUAUUGCACAGAAAUCUUCAAAGACUCCCUGAAUCUCCAAACAUCAUGUGCUGUAGAUGAUGAAAUACUUAAAUUCUUUGUGAUGUUAUAUUCAAGAACAAUAUUCUGACAAUGUUGAACUUUUUGUUCAUGUAGUCUCUCACAGUCUCUUUACUUUUGAGGGACUAAGUCUCUCUUUGCCCUUUUUAUAGCCAGAUAUCUCACUCAUCUGUUUCCUGGUAACCUCAUCAGUUGGGAGACGUUCACACCUCCAGUUGUUCUUAAGCGUUACACAACUUUUUUGAAUCGUUUUGCUCGUGUCAAAUUCACAAUUCGAUGUAGGCUUUUAAUGAUUUACAAACCAUCAGAUUCUAUUUUUUUUCCACAUUUGAAACCAGUAAACAAGAUACACGUUCAUCAGUGAGCUUAAGCUAAGAUAGUUGGAAAAUGUUUAUCACAGUUUUAAAGAGCCAAGUUAUCUGUCUACAGUCUUUGUACUAAACUAAAGUAACUGGCUGCUAGCUGUAGCUUUAUAUUUAUCAGACAUAUACUUAUAAAAGGCAUCAUGUUGUUUAAUACAUGGCAGGAAGCGUAUCUCCUAAACUUAAUAUAUUCCUUUUAAGAUUUGCUUUGAUACUUCUUUCGUCUGUUUAUUCUGUCAUUUCUGUCUCUGCUGUUAUUUCUGUGCUACUUUUUCACCUUUUAUGUAACUUAACUUUACUUCUCUUUUUAUUUGCUCUCUCUUCUACAAUCUGUUUCCACCCUGUCUGUCUCUGUUCCUUGCCGUCAGAGAAAAGUUCCUGAAUGAAAUUCAGAGUCCCCGCUAUGCCCGUCUGAGGGAUUGGCACCACGACAGGUCUGCCCGCGCCCUCAAUAUCAAAUCCUGAGCAACUUCUGAGGCGCCGUGGGAUGCAGAGCCCGCUUGCGAUAGCGACACCGACACGACAAAGACGACUAAGAUAGCUGACCGUCCAAUGGCAGUUAACAAACUCACCUUUCGGAUACAGACGGGGUGAAAAAAAGAAAAGAGAAAAGCAAACCAAAAACAGGAGAAACAUAGUCUAGAUGACAAAGCCCAAAGCGGAACCUUGCAUACUGAGCCUAAGUGUAUGAUCUCCCUCUGAAUUUCUGACUUGAUGAUUGUUGACAACACUGUGGACCACUGUGUCUGUGGCCCUGUUUCCAUUUCACACUGCGUUACUCGGAGUAAACUAGUGAGAAGGUGGAAGGGGUGGUCUCAGCAGUGGGAAGCGCCUUUCUGUUCCUUCUUCUUUGAUUUUGAGUUCAGACCCUCUUUUGAUCUCUGUCUGUCUCUCUCCUCUCUCCCCUCUCUCUUUCUCUCUCUCACUGCCUGUUUUCAUUUAUCCAGUCCUUCAUCCUUGUAGACUACUCAUUUCUGAUCCCCUCAUCUUGUAGGUUUCUCUAACCAUUAAGAAAGAAAAGGAAGAUAAAUCUGUACUUUUGUUUUUUUUUCUGCUGUCAUCAAAAAAAUAUAAAACAUCUGAAAAAAAGCAUCUUCUGCUUCUCUGUCCUUUCUGCCGUGUUUCCUUUCUUCCUGCAUGCUCGAUAUCGAAACUUUGAAGAAUACAGCUCUUGAUAUCAAACUCCUAGUUGGAUAACUACUUAAGCUGACUCACAACACUCUCUUUACUUACCUGAGCAAAAAUGAUUAUGUAGAAGCAAGCGUUUACUUCAUUUACACAGCUUUGAAUUAAUGUAGAGCCUUUCAGAGAUCAGGGUUCAACUUUCUUUUACUGCCUCUGAGAAAAUAUUGUGGUGCAGUGAGGAAAAAAAAACCACACUCAUGAAGUGCAGAGGUGCUCUGUGAGGAACUGCAGUCUUUAGACUGUUGCCCUUAGCUGAAAUAAAAAUAUCCAAGAGUAUUUAAAACCCAAUAAAAGAGCACGUUUAUCAUAUUUGGAGCUCCAGCUGAGUAAUUGAUGCAGUUCUGUGGCUCUGAAGGAAGGAGAAGAUCUGAGUGAAUCACACAGAAGACUUGAAGAAUGAUCAAUUAGAGUAAUCAGACAAACUGUUUCCAGGCAUUUUUAUCACACUCAUUUGAAUGUAUAAACAUAACUAUCAAAAAAAUAAUUAGGCAAAUUUUCUGAAUAUUGUCUGUGGAAAAAUACGGACUGUGCUUUGGCGAUGUGUUGGCCUCGGGCAGACUGUGGGGGUCAUUGAUAGUUUUAAAAGAAUAUUGGCUGAUGUGAUGGAUACACGUGAAUAGAAAAAGCCAAGCCCUCAAGAACUUUAAGAAAUGAUUAUUUUUUCAUGAUAUUAUGCAACUAAACUGGGUUAAAAAGGGAGGGGAAAGGGAAACGGUGAUGACUUUCCUAAAUGGCAUGUGAGCUAGUUCAGGCAGACAACCUAAGAGCUCCUGAGAGGAACUGUCUUUGUGGAUUUCUGCAACCCCAGUGGACAAUGUGGAACAUCUUAUCUCUUUGAUUAGGGCUGAUACAUGAGUAUGUGUGGAAAGAUUUCAUUCUGCUCUUUUUUAACAGAGACUCUGUGACUCUUUACCAUGUGUAAUGAAAAACAAGGCUGUUUAUGCAGCACACUGUUAGUCUGCUGAUCUGCGCCAGAGGUGUCAGGUAUUAAAAACAAGUAUAUUAAAAUAACCAUUAGUUAAUCUUUGAACAAGAAUUUAAAAUAGUUAUUAGUUAAUCUUUAUACAUGUGGUCAUUUUUGCUCAUAGAGAAACAUUCAUUUUGGCCUGUUUGAAAAACAGUUAAAAACUCCACCCCAGAGCUUUGGAGCUGCAGCGUUUACACAUUCAACAAAUGUUAUUUUCACAUUCAUCUUUCAAACCCUGCCCCUCAGUUUGGCAGCCAAUCAUCAAACUGCUAAGUUUUUGGUCUUUUUCUGCUAUGUCAUUACCACUGUUGCCCAUAUCAGGACUCACCUCAUACUUUAGCUCUGCCUUUCCCCCAAGCAUCCACCUGCAGGCUCUGGCUGUGUGGGGUUCAAGAUAUCAUCUCCUCACUCCUUAAAUUUCUGCAUGUGAAAUAACCUGAGAAGAUGAGUGCCUAGAUAACAUACAAACAAUACUUCCUGGUGGUAUAGAUAACCUUAAAGGGAUAUUCUGGCGUAAAAUUAAUUUAGGGUCAAACACACUGUAACACCGAGUUAGACACCCCGUCGAGAGAUGAAUGUUGCAGACCGCUUACUUCUCCAGUUAUACCAACUUUAGCAAUGACCGCACAAUAGCAAUACACGGCGGUCUAUGGCUCCAUGUGCACACCUCAACAAGAAGCCACUCUAUAGCCACAAAUAAUGCUCAGAACAGCAGCUGCUUAUUUGCAGCGGGGUGACACAGCUCAAGGAAGAACAUUUAUGAUCAUUUCUUCAUGGAAAUGCAAUCAGACUGAGACGUUAAGGCAGAAGAACUACCGCGUCUGCAGUGCAAAAUGAUUAAUCCGAUUAUUAUUACUUCAAGGAAAUGAUGAAGAAAUUGUCAUAAAUGUUUUUACUUGAGCUGCGUCACCCCGCAGCAGUCCAUAAUGGACUGGCCCAAGGUCUGGCUACAAACAAGUGGCUGCUGGAAGAGAGUAGGUGAGUUGUGUUUAGUCUCUUUGCUAAAGAAAUCAGGCAAAGCUAAAAGAUGUUUUGUGGCUUGUGGUCUGGCUACGACCCUACAUGUACUGUUGAUGAAGUUAGGUGCUGUUCUGAGCAUUAUUUGUGGCUAUAGAGUGGCGUUUUGGUUGAGGUUUGUUGAUGGCUCCUUACACCACUGUGUAUUACUAUCUGCGGUCGUUACUAAAGUUGGUAUAGCUAGAGAAACAAGUGGUUGGCAACAUUUAUCUCUCGAGGGGGUGUCUAACUCAGUGUUACGGUGUGUUUGACCCUAAAUUAAUUUUAUACCGGAAUGUCCCUUUUAAUGUCUGACUGGAUAAAAGCACCAAUGAUCCAUGAUCCAUGAUCCAAUGAUCCAUCCAUCCAUCACCAUGAACAAGUGUAAUACUAGUUUGACUUUGGCCUACAUGAUAGAGGUCAUACAGACAGCAGAUAGGGAACCUCAUCACACCUUUGUCUAGUUAGAAUCAGUCACCCAUUAAAAGGAUUUGUAGAAAUCUUUUUAAAAAAAGUAACAUUAUAGUGAGAAGUGGAUUAUUUGAGUAGAAAAUGCAGCUUUUGUUUUGCCUCAUGAUGAGAAAAAUCAGUUACAGCCUCUACACAUCAAGACAACCGAGUGAGCUUGUUGAAACAUUAGAAAGCUGGAGCAGAAAAUCUGUGCUUCUCCCCGACCUGUGCCACAUUGUUUGACAUUUUGUCAGUUGUCACAUGCACACUCUGCAUCACUUUCACCUCCUCUCCGUGGAGGGUGACACAUGUCAGGGGCUUCGUGCUCCAUCUGAAAUCACAAUCUGCUCCUUCCUCUGCCGGAUGUUGAGCUGCCAAAAAAACCCUCCUACUUCCCUUGUUGCUCCAGUAGAUGCUCCCCAAGGGAGAGGAAGCUGAGAAAUAAAGAAACACACACACACACACACACACACACACACACACACACACACACACACACACACACACACACACACACACACACACACACACACACACACACACACACAAAAAAAAAAAAACAGCUGAAGAAACUGAAAUCAGAGGUCUUAAGGGUGAGCAGGAAAUGUCAAGGAAACAUACCACGGGGUGCUGCUCUGCCUCAUGUCCAAAAGUCUGUGUAGAGGCAAAAAAAAAAAAAUCUGUCUCCCCUGUCAUAUGAUGCUGAAAAUGUGCACCUGCAUUUUGCCAGGCCUCUCACUGAGCAGAAGAGGGGAAAGAUGCUGAAAGCAAUGAAUAUGUCAGGAAAACAUGAUCCCAGCUGCUCGGGGUGGGAGUUCAGAUGCUCCCCAAUUUGCACCUGCAGCCUUCAGCAGAGUGAACCAAACAAACCUCACUGAGGUGUGCAAGAUAUCGGGGCGAUGAUGUCAUGUAGGGCAGAACAGCAGGGGUGUAGCUGGGGCGGCUGUGUUGACCUGGAUGCAUUUUUUUACCUGUUGUUAGUCAGGGUCUCAGGGGUUGAAGGCUGCUGACCGAGGGCCUGUAUGUUAAACAGGCUGAAACUGUUUUUGUUUUCCGUCCUUUUUUUGACCCUGAACUCCUCAGAUCCUUCUUAUCCUGCCUCGCCUUUUCUGUAGUUUUCUUUCUAAAAAUCUCCUGGUGUGGGGUUGGGGUGAGCUGCGCGGGGGGUCGUCCUACAUUCCUUAAUUUUGGAAGAUUUAACUUCUUCCCUGUCACCAUCCCUGAAAGCCAUCCUCUUGCAAUAGCAGGGGGAUUUAAUGUUCUUUAUUAUUCAGAGUAUGCUGCUUGAAAAGUAGCAGAUGGUUUUUAUCCUUCUCCAUGUCAGAUGGCUCCGAGCUGUAAGUCUGUAACUUCUCCUGCCUCUGUAACUUCUUUUGUUUAGUUGUUUGGCUUCACAAGGAGGAUAAUUAAAAGGCAGACUUAACCUGAUAGAGGCGAUGCUACACAACAAGGCUGUCGCUGGAUAAUUCAUUUCACAUUCUCUUCUUCUUCUUUGCAAAUGAGACAUGAUUUCAUCAUCUUUCAUUAGUGUAUUGUAGAUGGCACAGUUGAUGAUGUAAACAUGAUAGAUGCCUAAGGCACUGUUAUUUUUUUCCCCCAAGAUGAGACGUCUCCAGAGCUUACUGUCUUGGCUCAGAAGUUGUUUUUCUGUCUCAGUCAUGGUUUGAAGAUUUUCUGAAUAUAGUGACGCUUGCUGCGGGUAACAAAACUUUGAAAUGUAGAAACAGCUUUUUAUUUCAACACUUCUGCACAUGCAGGCUUGAAGCGAAACUCGUCUGCAUUCAAAUCUGACAGCGCAAUGUGCGCAGGGUUACUAAAAGUUACUAAAACUUUGUGUGUGAGUGACGUCAAUCACUCAAUCAAUCCGACCUGUUCUUGUUAGGAAAGUGGCUCUGGUAUCAUUUUAAUGCAGAGCUGAGAAUCAUCUGCAUGGACAGAACACCACAGUGUCUAUUUGGCAUCGAUAGUAAACGCGCCGAGUAAUUUUGUUUCACAAAGGCCUGUGUAAUCAUGACAAACAGGCUGCAGAUCAGUUUGAGCUCUAAAACAGACACUGGCUCAGCUUCUCUUGCCACAACAGGUAAGAGACACAUUUGAUGUGACAAUUGUUGUUGUGAUAAUGUCGAGGAUUUUUUACAUGGAGGGAAAUCUGUGGCACAAUGUAACGCAGAAGGCCUAGUCCACUUACAUCUACGCAUGAUGUUCGUUAAGAAGUAACCAUGGUUACAGAGGUCUCUGUGUCUCUAAGAGUGUGCACGUGUAUGUACCUUUUCUAAUUAGUCAUUUUCUCCCCACAGCCUCGAGCCAACUCCCUCACCUGCCAAGGCCCAGGCAGCAGAUAAACCAGAUGGUGAGUUUCUGCUCCUGCUGGUGCGUUGAAAGAAGCCCAGCAGCCUGCAGCAGAGGUUGUGCUAAUAGAUUCUUAUUAAGUGUCAAUACAUACUCAUCAGCAGCUACCGUGUAAGGCACCAAACUGUUAUAGCAUACAUCUGAAGGGAGUGUGUACGUUACAUUGAAGUGUCCCUUACCUGGUGUGAAAAGAUCUAAAGACACGGACACAUUCAUGUCAGUACAGUCACUGUAAAACGAAACACUGUUUUCCUCUCUGCUCCAGGAUCAAAGACUGCAGCUGCAGCAGAGGGCUGUUCAGGUCUGUCAAAUCGACCACCGUGGGUCACUGACCCCAGUUUUGCCGAUCGCUUUCGCCCAGACAAGACCAGCACCGUGGUGACCCAGCAUCAGCAGCCGGUCCAACCGACGCCCAUGCAGAACCGCAGCUCCAUCCUGCAGGCAGCGCAGCAGGCGCCCGAAGACAGCGGGAGGACCCCCCUAUGUGGUGCCUGCAACAAAAUCAUAAGGUGAGACAGCACAUCUGUUGUGACAGCUUGAUUUAUUUUAGCAGAGUGAAAAAGUCUGAAUGUUUGCUCCUUUCAAAGCGCUGUCAGAGGAAUGACACGUCAUUUGAAGACAGUUAAUGUGAACGAUGACAGACUUCUGCACACUUAGUCAGUCAGCAUAAUUAACACAGACGUCUUAUCACACCAGACAAGCAUUAAGCUGACUUUGAAAUAAUUUAAAUCUCAUUUCACACAUUUCACAGAUAAGAGUGAAACCUUGGUUCUAAUUCUGGUCACUGUUUUAGGUAAAGAGCAGAGCUGCUUUUCAACAACCCCGUUUUAAAAGGAGCUGAAAACGUGUUGUUGUUGUUUUAUUCAUCCCAAAAAGAGCAAACCCUCUAAUCGUAUUUUCUCUAUUGAACUGGAUAAGUGUCUAGUAGACUUAAAAAAACACCUCUGAUGUGCUGUAUGAGUCUGACUGUGAGUCUGCAUGUUUUUCAGGGGUCGGUACCUGGUGGCGCUGGGACGCUCUUGGCACCCGGAGGAGUUUACAUGUUCGCAGUGCAAGGCAGUGCUGGAUGAGGGGGGCUUCUUCGAGGAGAGAGGGUCUGUCUACUGUACCAAGUGCCACGAUAACCGAUAUGCUCCGAACUGCGCCAAAUGCAAAAAGAAGAUCACUGGGGUAAGAACUGCAGAGAUAACACAAAAUCCUAACCUUAACCCUAACCAGGAGAUUUCAGGGAUUUAUAACGAGUAGAGACACUCAACACCCAGAUGGUUCUGGUGUCUUCUGUUCUCUGUGAUUUCUCCUUACUAAAUUAUGAGAGUUGGCUUUCCUCUACUUCAGCAACAUCAGCUGAGCACAGAACUAAAAAAUUUACAACCUUGUCUCACUUUAUUAGGAAAUCAUGCAUGCCUUGAAGAUGACCUACCAUGUGCAGUGUUUCAAGUGUGCAGCCUGCAAGAACCCCAUCAGGAACCAAGCCUUUUAUAUGGAGGAGGGAGAGCCGUACUGUGAGAGAGGUCAGUCAAUAAUCCACUCUUUGAGCGGAGCAUUUUUAACAGAAACGUCCCUCUUUAUUUAGCAAAAAAAAGAAAAUCUGAAUUUGGGACUAAAAGAAAAUUAAACUCAUUGGGUUUUUCAGAAAGUAUUGGCACUGUAAAGCAUCAACAAACAUUUAAGUUUAGGUACAGAAAAAAAAAAAACGUUUGAAACCUUAUCCUCCACUUUUAUAAUUUAUAAAGAUACUGAUAAUUAAACCAGUGAGACCAGUGUGUAGUAGAGAGCAGAGUAGAAUUUCCUCUAAUUAAGUCAAUUCAGUGAGGACUUAAUGUACAGCGAGCAGGUGGUUAUGCUAAUUAGAAAUCGAGCAGGAAGAGCUGGAUCUUCAAUCAAAGCUGCCAACUAAAACUUUAGAGAAGUUGAUACAAAAUACUGGUUUAAAAACCAUCUUGUUGAUCUAAAAAUCCUCUUUGUAUAAAGUUUAGAAAAAUCAAGUUUUGAAUUAAUUAAUAUCAAUAGCUGUGUGAGGGCACAUGGGCACAAAUAACUGAAUUAAUGCCCGAUCGGAAUAAAAAUGCUUCAUGUAAACAUGUCAAUCGGAAGAUUCUGAUCCAAUGCAGCUCAACUGGAAAGAAAUUGUAUUCCAAUCGAGAGGAGUGGUUGAUGCUGAUCGUUAUUUCGAAACGUGCCCAUGUAAACACUUAUCCCGAUCGUGACUCUCUUACCUGACUGGAUCUUCACUCUUUAGCCUUUCUCUUAUUUUUUUAGGCCAGUACAAGGUGCCGUGUCUGCUCCUCCAGUAACAUAACGAGGCGUACAUACAGCGUCAUGAUGUCACACCUGCACGCACAGUGCACAAGGGCGCCAUCUAGUGACAACAUUUAAAAGAGGAAAAACUCCUGAGUUGAAUGGAGUGAGCCACUACCGCGUUUGUUGGUUUGUUGACAGCACAGGCGUAAAUACAGCUCUUCUUCUGUGGUUGUUUUAGUGAAAUCAGACAACCCUGCACAUGUCAAAUUGCUUCUAAUCUGAAUACAGCUUGGUGCAUGUAAACACACAUCACGAUCUGAUUAUUUGAUUUUGCACCCAUAUAAGCAGUGGAUUCAGAUUUUCCGAUCCCUCAAAUUUUGAAUCGGAUAAAGAAAUUUUGCACAUGUAAACGUGGCUAGUUUUAGCUUUUGACCAGUCAGAUUUAAGGAUUUAAUAUGGCUAUUGAAUGCAUCAAUUUCUAGACAGUGUUGUUGUGUCAUUUCCACUCAAACUAUCUUUUCGAACACCCGUAAGACAUGAAAGUGUCCCUCUCAAAAUAACACAUGAUCAGACCGUGCAGUCAUGAGAAGAUCACCACCAUAAUGAAGUUUGUGCAACUCUCACUGGGUGUUGACUUUAACUGGAGCUCCAUGCCUUCCUCUUAAUAAAACAACAUUUCCUGUCACACAUUCUUCAGACUUAAUAAAGGAGAUGAAACCAUCUCCAUGGUGAAAAAUCUACUGCCGGCAACAAAGACAAACAUCAUAUGAGAGAUGUUUCCAGAGGGGGAAUUGAACACAAACAGUAGCAGGGGUUUCUACCAUGGCUGAGCAGACAGUAAGACAGGGAGAAAUACAAAGUUCUAACAGAAAAUGAAACUCUAAAUCUGAUUUAAAGCCAGGCGGUAUUUUAAGUUCGAGGAUUCUGAGCAUGCUGUUUCCCUCGCUGGUGUUUCAUGUUUUCUACUAAAGCACAGUGUGCACAUUGAUUAGUUCCAGAACCAGCUGAGAACAUCUCAGCCCAUGUCAGACCCCCCUGUAACCUCACACACCGAUCAAGCCCUCGCACAUUAAUCAGAAGUCUGCACCAGGCCCUGAGAACAUGAAUGAGGGGGAGCUGACAUCCCGACACGAGGCUAUAAACCUGUGAUCGAGCCCAUUUGAUCAACGAUGUCACUUUCUUUCUGCUCUAAAUGGAUGCCAUGGCUGAGUACAGUUCGGUUCAGUUUGGGGCUCAUAACAGACGCCGGGUGAUUCAGAGCUCACGCCGGGUGCUUCUUGUGAUAAAGUUGUUUAAUUUUAGAAAAACAGCUCACUGCAGGGUGUCCCCACUGCAGCUGUGCGUUGACUCACAUUCAUAUUUUUUUUAUCAAGCUAUUUGUAAACCAUCACUUGUUUGUAUUAUUGCUGUGGGCUUUGGCAUGAGUCUACAUCAUGAAUCUCUUGGCACUCUCCACAGUCAAUCAUAAAGUGUGAUGUUUUCAUCUGCUGUAAUCUAUUUAGCUCCAGUUUACUUCAUACAUUUCUCUAUUGAGUUUUAUGAAUGGCGUGUGCGCUUCUAUUAUGCUGUAAAUGAUUUAGCAGGGCAGCGUGUUUCUCUCUGCCACUGCUGAGGCUCUGACGUGGAGCGCUGCUUUAUCAGAGAAGAAGUGCUCACACUCUGAAUAAUGCCGUCAGCUCUGAUAAACAUUGUGCUGCCUCAGCAUCUUUCAGGGAUUGUGCUGCUCUCACCCACUCACUGUGGAGAAGCAGCAUUAUAACCUGACACUCUCCCCUGAGUGCCUGUGAUGAAAGAGACUGGCAAAUCCAGUUAAGUAUCUGGAGCAGUUUUUCCUCAUCCUAAUCCCCUCACCCCCCAACGCACACGUGCACGCACACACACACAAAGAACUCGAAUGUGCAGUAGGUGGACAAAAUAAUGCAAACAGUAAAGUAUUGAAUUUUACAACAAGGGGCAGAGCCAAAAUUUGACUACCAAACAGCUCCAUCCAUCUUUAUUGCUGUCAUUCAAGUCCUGGACUGUGUGAGUGCGUGUGCAUGUGUGUGUAGCAGGAUAUUACUUCUCUUAAAGAGGAAAAGCCUCCAGUUCUUAAAAAGAUGAAAGAGGUGGAAACCUAUUUCACACUCUGUGCUCCAGAACAUCCCAUAAAGGUUAAGUGGUGUUUACGUAUGGUGAUUGUGGAGGCCACAGAGGAUGCUUGACCUGAUCUCUGUGAUGAUAAAAGCACUCCUGGAUAAGUUUUAUUAUUUUAUUCUGGUGGUUAUCUCUGCCGCUCACCUCCUCUCCUGCCUUCACCUCUCCCUCUACAGACUUUGAGAAGAUGUUUGGCACCAAAUGCCAUGGCUGUGACUUUAAGAUUGAUGCAGGCGAUCGGUUUCUGGAGGCCUUGGGCUACAGCUGGCACGAUACGUGCUUCGUCUGUGCUGUAAGUCAUUUUGAUUGAUACUGCUCCCUGUGGGGCUCUUUGCCCCAUCUCUCUAGCUGUCCCUGCACAAUGCCACCUGAAAAAUCUGCCUCAGCCCCUGGACCUUGAGCUCUCUCCUCUGUCUUUCUCUUUUACCCUGUCACCCGCAGUCUAUCACUCUCUCCAUCUCCCUUUAUUCUGAGAAGAAAACUGAGAGUAAAUGCAGUCAAGUAAAUAACAUGCGCCUGCCGUGGCCAGAAGAAAGCAGUGUAAACUCAUAUUGCCAAUGUUAAGGUCUGAUAUCUUCUCUGCCCCGGUUUCUUUCUGUCUCUCUCUGUCUGUCCGCUUUCAUCUUUAAAGCUCUGCCAGAUCAACCUGGAGGGGAAGACGUUCUACUCAAAGAAGGAUAAGCCCCUGUGCAAAGGCCAUGCCUUCGCUCCAGUGUGAGAGAGUGAGCUCCAUCUUCAGAGGAAAAAACACUUCUCUCUUUCUCAACCAUCUUUACCCUCAUCUGCUCCCAGACACACUCUACAUCUUCUCUUCUUUGCCGACACACACCUAUUUACCCUGUCUUUUUAUACUCUGCAGACUAUGUUUUUAUAUUUGAGGCUUAAUGUAGCUUCAUGUGCUGUUAGGACAGUUCAAAAGUAUCUGCCUGUAUUACUAAAGUGCUGUGUUGUUGUAUAACUGGAAGUAGACGAGGGAUUAAUUCAUGUCAUCGCUAACUUGUGGACUUUGGAGUCAUAUUCAGAUUAAAAAUGCAGCAGCAGUUCUUCCACGUUUAAUUGUAGUUGUUAGCAGAAAAUUACUCCGCUCAGCUAAUCUCCUCCUUGUUCAGUCUAAAAUAAGAUCAAGUCAGUUUCCUUCAAGUUGGAGGAGUCGUUUAGCCUCUAAUAAUUUCACAUAUUGCAGUAAUGUACUCCUGUGCUAAGUGCAGACAAGAGGUGGCUUCUUUCAGGACCCCGGCCCACUCACUGACACUCACCGCGGUGCCUAUUAACGUAAUGGCGGUGCAGUCGAGUAGAAAGAGGGAUGCCCCAUUUCUGCCAGACUGGACCCCUGCACCUCUCCACAGAAGCACCAGCUGCCUCAUUUCUCUCUCUGGCUUGAGGAAACCGGAGCACACGCACACAGCAGGUAUUAAUAGCAGUAUGUGGCCAAGAGUAGUUUUAAGUCAUGUAAUUAUCCUUAAUAAUCUCACAAGUUGACAGAGGAAAGCUUGACGAUGUUUCACACUCCCAAAGUAAGGAGAUUUCUCAAAGCGUUGAAACCAUCAUGUAUUAGAGAGUUGAAUGCAAAGAAAAUCUGUUACUCUGAUGCUGUGAUUGUUCCUUGGUUUACUUUCAUGCGGUGUUAAAUAUGUAUUUAUAUUGCUUCAGAUUGGGCCUGUAAGUGUUGUUUUUAUAGCUGCUGGAUGUUUCAAAUAAAAUUAAUUAGUAAUACCACAUGCUGGGGCAGAUCACUGAGCUGAAUCCAUCUGUAAGAUUUUCUGCUGACUGAUGUUUUGGCUGCUUUUGUUUCCGCUAACAGCUGCUCCCCAACAACGGGACACUGGACUUCCAAAUGUUUCUCCUUGUUGUGGGUACAAGAAGAGGGCUUUAAAAGUGAUUUUUAUUCACACAAGCAGAUGCACUUCUGCUACAAAAACAGUUGUGAGAGCUGUAGGGCUUACAGUCAUUCCUGACUGACUGGGUGGUGGAAACUCAAAAGUAAACAUGUGAGUUUGCUUAUCAAUGUUUAUGCUUUGCAAAUGAUGGAUUAAUUUACUUAGUUUUGCUGCUCCAUUGAUUGAUAAACUUUAAAUCUAUAUUUUAAUGGCAGCUGUCCCAGCUCACAACAACAUCAAAACAUAAUAGCCAGAUUUAAACUGUCAGGGAUUACUCUGGUAACCUUGAGAUUUGAAACUAAUUUGACUUUUUUUAACCAGUGAAAUUAAUAGUGUUCAGGGAUUACUUUGAAAUGUAUAUACAUGUUUGUGUUCUUUGUUAUUUCUCAUCUCUUGCAAGUCACUCUGGUGGUAUAACACUCCAGCUUAUAGUCUUUGUUACAGAUGGCAGCCGCUGUUUCAACAAACUCGCCAAAUAGGAAUUACCAGUGAUUUAUUAUAGUACAAAUCUAAAGCUCCUGUAAGCAACUUUUGGUUUGCCUUGAUUUUGCCCCCUGCAGACAAAGUGGAAUCUAGGGCUGGGUGAUAAACUGAAAAUUUACCAAUUCCAGAAUUUACAACAAUAACCAAUGUCAUUUGGCCCAUGUCAAUAUAUUUGGUGUCAAAAAAAGUUGGUUUUGGAUGUGUGUAGGUAGGCUAUGGUCUUAUUCCUACGUCAGAGAUGUGACUCCACCCCAUCCGGUCCGUAACAAAGAGGGAAAGACAGGUGAGGAGAUGGAGGACGGUUCAAGUAGACGAAGUUAAUGUGGGAGUGGGUGAGCAGCUUGUGGAGUAGUUAUCCUCCAUUUAUUGUUAUCGAGGUGGACUGCUCAAUAUAUCGUGAUAUUGAUUUGAGGCCAUAUCGCCCAGCCCUAGUGUAACCUCUAUUCUCUUGUUUUGUACACGUUUAGGUGGUGCUUUCUAAUUAAAUCUGCUGUCUUUCAAACAGCCAGAAUCACGUAAAUCUUUGUUGUGGUGGAUGGCAGAGUUUUUUUUCAGCUAAUAACUCCCUUUAGUAGCUUUUACAUGACCUGAAGCUUUUUCAAGAUAUGGACUCUUCUAGCCCAACACAUUGUACCUAAACGUCGAAAAUAAAAGCAUCUAAUUAAAACACGCACACACAAAAAGACAUAAAAA
This is a messenger RNA of Xyrichtys novacula (pearly razorfish), 37494 nucleotides long. NCBI's taxonomy places the organism in Eukaryota, Metazoa, Chordata, Actinopteri, Labriformes, Labridae. The record is from the annotation of a GenBank genome assembly.